AUGGUCAGUAGAGGUCGGGAUCCUAGAUACCUGACCCGGCGUCCCACGUUGGGGGCAGGGGUGCGCAGCGAGUCCCUGAAGCCUGGUUUCAGCGAUGUAGUUUCUCCGCUGGCUGUCCCGCAGCCUCCGGCGGAGCCGUCUUCAAUCAGGAAAUAUCCACCUGGCUUCUUCAGGAAAAAGAUAUUGAUUUGCUGUUUCUAUUUGCAGGCCCUGCUUUGUGGUGUAGUUGUUAUGCGUCCAGAAGAUCCACUUAUAUUUUUAGAAGAAAAACUCAAAGAAAUAGUGGAAAAGGGACUCGAUGCUGUUUUAUGGUAUAUGUGUGUUGAUCCUUCUUUACGGACAAACUUAAAGAGGAUUGCAGAAACUUACCUGAAUACCCUUUUUGGACUAGAGGAUGAACAGCUGAUGACUAAAGAAUUAUGGGCCAAAGCACUGGACUUCUACAGCAGAAACUUAAUGAAGUUAUAUUUUCGAGGUUGGAUAAAAUAUCAUCUACUGAGAAAGAACAAAAGAAAAAAGACAGAGCAGAAGAUGGCUCUUGCAGUAGUCCAUUAUAAAUUCCGAAUAGUAAGAGUAAUUAUUCAGAAGUGGAACAUCUUGGUGCAGAUUCACAAAGAAAAAAAGACAUUGGCAGCAAGGAAACUACAACAGAUCUUUAACAAAAUAUCUUUAAAUGCUGUCUUAAAAGCUUGGCAUGCAGAGGCCUGCAGUUCUUUGAAAACAAAAGCAUAUUUUGAGAGAUUGGUAAAGAAAGGUCAGGAAGGCUGUUUUGAUUCAAAUGAAUAUCUUACCUAUGAAUCGGUUAAACGUAAAACAUCCCGUUUACCAGAAGAAGCCUUAUUACAGAUUUUUCGUUAUGUGAAUUUAGUUGAUCUGGCAAGAUGUGCUCAAGUUAGCCAAACCUGGAUGCUGCUAACUCAGAACAGUUCAUUAUGGAGUGAUAUCAAUUUUUCAUCAGUAAAGCAUAAAGUUCAGGACAAAAUAGUAGUAAAUAUUUUGCAGAAGUGGCGUCCAUAUGUAUUACGUUUGAAUCUUCGAGGUUGCUAUUCUCUUCACUGGCCUAGCUUUAAAAGUAUCAGUGAAUGUAAAAAUUUGCAAGACUUAAAUCUCUCUGAAUGCCAGGGAUUGAAUGAUGACUCAAUGAGACUCAUAUCAGAAGGCUGUCCAUCCCUUCUCUAUUUAAAUCUGUCAUAUACAGAUAUUACUAAUGGAACACUACGACUGUUGCCAAGGAGCUUCCCCAAUUUACAGUAUCUGAGUUUAGCUCACUGCAGAAAAUUCACAGACAAAGGUUUACAGUACCUGGGCUCUGGAAAAGGAUGUCACAAGCUCAUCUAUUUGGACCUUUCAGGUUGCAUUCAGAUUUCAGUUGAUGGCUUCAGAAAUAUUGCCAAUGGCUGCAGUAGGAUUCAGGAUUUGCUAAUCAAUGAUAUGCCAACUCUCACAGACAGAUGUAUUCAAGCUUUGACUGAAAAAUGCCAGCGGAUUAUGUCUGUUGUCUUCCUUGACUCCCCACAUCUAUCUGACACAACUUUUAAAGCCCUUGCCGAAUGUAAACUUGUCAAGGUCGGCAUUGAAGGAAGUAAUCGAAUUACUGAUUUAAGUUUCAAGUUGAUCAGUAAAUACUGCCCUUACAUCAAGCAUAUUCAUAUGGCUGAUUGCCAAAAGAUCACAGAUGUUGGUCUUAAGAUGAUUGCACCAUUGAAGUAUAUUCUUGUACUGAAUUUAGCAGACUGCAUAAGAAUUGGUGAUGGAGGUAUAAGGCCAUUUGUAGAAGGUUCUUCGGGUGCUACCCUGAGAGAGCUGAAUUUGACUAAUUGUGUUUGUGUCACUGAUGCAUCUGUCACAGAAAUAGCACAAAGAUGUCAUAAUUUGACCUACCUAAAUCUGCGUUACUGUGAAAAUGUGACUGAUGCUGGAAUUGAAGCUUUGGGAACUAUGUCUUCAUUGAUAUCGAUUGAUAUCUCUGGAACCAGUAUCUCAGAUAUGGGCUUGAGAGCCCUCGGCUGCAGUGGAAACAUAAAGGAACUUUCUAUAUCAGAAUGCGAAAACAUCAGCGAUACUGGGAUUCAGCAGUUCUGCCAAGACACAAAAUGCCUAGAAUACUGUCAUGUCUCUUACUGCCCUCAGCUGACGGAUGAAACUGUGAAAGCUUUGGCAUUUCACUGCCCCAAACUUACAACUGUCAGCAUAGCUGGUUGUCCAAAGAUGACUGACCUAUGUAUCGAAUAUUUGGCUGCAGCCUGCUGUUAUCUCCAUUUCUUGGAUGUCUCCGGCUGCAUUAAUCUUACUGACAAAGCACUGAAAUAUCUUUGGAAAGGUUGUAAGCAACUCCAGAUUCUCAAGAUGCUGUACUGUAGAAAUAUUACCAAACAAGCUGUCCUGAAAUACACAGCCAAAUUGGAGAAACAAGAGCAUAAUGAUGCUGACCCUCCUCCCUGGGUCGGAUAUGACAGGAAUGGUAACAUAUCACCUUCACCAAAAACCACAAGUCAGAGCUUGAAUAAACUAAUCCUUCAAAAUGAGAAAUGAAGAAAAUCGUACAACAUCUUCUAUAGUUCCUUUUUUUCCCCAGCAGAACAUGAAAAGAACACUACAAUAUUUUUCUUAAAAUUAAUAAUCCUUUAAUAAAAGACAACUUUCUUGUUGAAUGAGUAAGGAUGCAUUGUGAAUCUUUCUAGUAGGAGCAUGUGCACCUUCAAAAGCAAGACAGCUGUACUGAAAAGACAUCGCUAAAUUUCAGAUGUUGGUUCAAGCUGUCUUCAUCUUUCAAUAAUUGCAAGUUUUUGUAGUCUCAUGCAAAGUAAACGAUAAAUAAAUGUAAGUGUGUUUGGGGUUCUCAUUUGUCAUGGAAGUCUUUUCUAGGACAUAAACACCCCGAGUUCCCACAGAGUUGCACACUUCACACAACUGUCUGUCGUCAAGAACAGUGUUUGAAUGACUACCUAUCUGUAAUGCAUAGCUAUAAAUGCACACAUAAGCACAGUUCUCUAUUUUUAAGCAGUCGCUUGCACACCACCCACCGCACUGGUUCACAUAAAGGCUUACAAAGCUCAGAAUUCGACUCUCCAAGCCAGCUGAGGUUUACAUUUUCAGACCUGAACUGGGGAAUAGCUGGCAGCUGACAGUCAAGAGAAUCAAAGAUAAAGGAGCACAGAUGAUAAAAGUGUUAAAGGAUGAUCUGUCUCCUGUUGCAAGAAAGUCUUCUCAAAUGGAGAAUGAAAAAUAACUCACCUGGGAUUUACCACUCAAAUUCUAAUUACGGAUAACUCACUAUAUUUUUCUCUACGCAGGGAAAGAUUAAAGUUUCACCUUAUUAUAGCAGAACAAGAAAUUAAUCCUAUGCUUUGGGGGAAACUCCCAAAGAUUUGUCUUUCUUCAGCUCUAAGCUGGUCUCAGCAUCUACCAACUUGGAAUGAUUUUAAUCAGAGUAGCUUUAGUAGCCACCCAGAGUGGCAAAAAUUUUCUAGUUGCUUAAACUUCUUUAAACAAAUAACUAGUAAUCCUAACAUUUAAUUGUGACUAGUUUUAGAACAUGAAUGCAUUAGUUUGCUUACUUUUGAUAGUGCAGGAAAGAAUGUUUUCUUAUUAUGUUCUCUCUUCAAUUGCUGAUGCAGCCGUCCAAAAAAGAAAGUCUUUAAUCAGCUGAGGCUGAUGGGCUUUGUAUUCAAGAUAAUUCAGGGCAAUUAAAUGCACUCAGUUUUGUGAAAUCUACCA
This is a messenger RNA of Struthio camelus australis, 3717 nucleotides long. The record is from RefSeq and is a predicted model, not a curated record. NCBI's taxonomy places the organism in Eukaryota, Metazoa, Chordata, Aves, Struthioniformes, Struthionidae.